GUUACGGAUGGUAUGGUACCCAACUCAACAAAACAAAUGUCCGAUUCGUGCGCCCAUUUCGUAAGUUCUUCGAACGAUAAUCUCGAUCAACGCCCUCUUAAUAUUAUGUUUUAAUAUAUAUGGGCGUAUGUGAAUUGCGAUAUUUACUUCCUACCUUCUAAUUAUAACGUAAAAAUUAUAUCGAAUUUCUUUGGAAAACUGUUAAAUUCUUUUAGCAAAACGGCUUAGCGACGAAAGGAAUCAAGUUUCAUUUUUGCAGUUUUAUAAAUGUUUGUCUAAGUGUUUGGUUGUUUAAUAUUAUUUUCAUUGUAAUAAUCAACUAUAUUUAAUUGAGAAUAGUGAAUACUCAAGAUGGCAGUGAAUAGUGUUCUCCUUUCACCCAGUAAGUGAGUAGACUGGAUCCAAUCAUCGAUGUGUCGUUGUCACAUCACAAACGAAGCACGGAUGUUGACUCUUAGGAGUGGUGUGUGCGAUGGUGAUAGCAAAGAGUAAGAAAGUUAAGCCCAAAAUGAACAACACGAUCAAAAGCAUGGAUUAUAAUUGGACUACUGGCCAGGAACCUCCCAACAACCAGGAAUUGGGAGUUCCUCGAGCUUUAUUCAUUCCUCAUUCUAAUUCCUUGCCAUUUGACGAAAGGCGUGUCACACUGGAACAACCUAUAAAGAUUGGACGCAACGUAUACCGAGCUACGCCGACACCGACGAACACGAUAUUCGAAUGUAGAGUCCUCUCCCGGCAUCACGCAACUCUCUACUAUGACAAAGGACACUUUUAUCUUGUGGACAACCAGAGCAGCAACGGCACAUUCAUCAACAAUAAGCGGUGCUCGAUCUCGGAGCUCGAGCCGCAGGAGGUUUUCUCCGGCGACGUGGUCCAGUUCGGCAUUCCGGUCGUCGAGAAUGCUGCCAAUUCGGAAAAGAACACGUUUCCGCCGGUGGUGGCGCUGCUCAAGCUGUACCACCCGGACGGCAAGGAGGCCAAGCUCUCCUUCAACCCCACUAUGACGACGCCGCUGCACCUUAAGGAGUUGUACGAGCUUAAUAAUUUUGUUCAGGAAGCGAUACAGCGCGAGGCGUCGCUGGAGGGUCGUCUGCGUACGUUGCGCGAGUGCGUGGAGCGCACGCGGGCGGAUGCUCAAGCCUCAUGGGAACUGUUCGUGGGUGAGCAACGGCUGCUGACGCGUGUGCACACGCUGGAGGCGAUGCUGGCAGCGGGCAAGCAACCCGAGCAACACCACGUUGUGCAACUACUCACAGACAAGAGGAACUACCAGGAAGUGGCGCAAGAGAGUCUGCGUAGUGCGCACGAGCAGCGAUUGGCGCUGGAGGAGACGCUGGAGCGGCGCAGUCGCGAGGCCGCCGCGCUGCACCAUCACAACUACGCACUCAGGCUCACCGCCAACAAUGCGCUCGCCGAGCUGCAGAAGCUGGCGGCGCGCUGCGAGCGCAAGAUGUGCGCGGCGCGGCUCGCCAUCGCCGCGGCGGAGGAGCGCGAGCAGGCCGUGCGCAAGCAUCUGCCGCUCACCUGCUCGGUGCAGAACGGCGAGGCGAAGAUGCUGGUGGUGAGCACGGACAGCAACAAAGUGUCGGAGGCGCGCCGCGCGGGCUCGCUGGAGGACGCCGUGCGCGCGCUGCCAGACUACAUCAAGCUGCUGCUGCCACAGCCGCUGCUCAACAAGGUGGGCAUAAAAGCAAUAUCAGCGGAAGGGAAAUCAGCGAAAGAAUUCGAAUUAAUAUUAAAGAAGAACGAUAUUUACAACUCAGAUAAUAAAGAGAAAGAAGAGGCGGAAGACGGUGUGAGCGGCAGCGCCGAGGAGAAGACCGAAGAGCCCGAGUCAUGCACUGACGACGAGAAGCAGUCAAGACUUAACCACGAUCAAGAUCACGAAGUGGAGUCAUCGAGUCCCGUGGACGGGGAGCUGCACUCCGAUAACAACGCCAACUCCACCUUCAGCGAGUCCAGCAAUAGGGACGACUCACCAAGCAAAGCUGGCGUGGAGUACGCGAACAUCCUGCGCGUGAUGGCGGGCCUGAACGAGGAGAUCCGCGCCUAA
Papilio polytes (common Mormon) is the source of this 2053-nucleotide messenger RNA. It is a transcript of the gene Slmap, whose product is annotated as sarcolemmal membrane-associated protein. Bases 473 to 2053 code for a protein of 526 amino acids. Lineage: Eukaryota; Metazoa; Arthropoda; Insecta; Lepidoptera; Papilionidae. The transcript is spliced from 13 exons. The record is from RefSeq and is a predicted model, not a curated record. Gene Ontology annotation, molecular function: protein binding.